Actinia tenebrosa (Australian red waratah sea anemone) is the source of this 2426-nucleotide messenger RNA. RefSeq lists its product as uncharacterized. Gene Ontology annotation, molecular function: RNA polymerase II cis-regulatory region sequence-specific DNA binding; DNA-binding transcription factor activity, RNA polymerase II-specific. NCBI's taxonomy places the organism in Eukaryota, Metazoa, Cnidaria, Anthozoa, Actiniaria, Actiniidae. Gene Ontology annotation, biological process: cell fate specification; positive regulation of DNA-templated transcription; regulation of transcription by RNA polymerase II. Gene Ontology annotation, cellular component: chromatin; nucleus. The record is from RefSeq and is a predicted model, not a curated record.
UAAUAUAUAUAGCAGGAUGUUAAUAAAUCCAGACUAGGCUUUCCAGGCAACCAAACAAGCUCCAAAAAUUGAGCCAAAACAAAACCGCUUUGUCUUUUCCAACUGACCGCGAACCCUCCCACACGAGCGCAUCGGAUUUUUCCUUCAUCGUCAAACUAACAUCUGUGUUCCUUUCGGUAGAUUCACAUGAAUCAAAACAACUAGAUUCCUAGCUUGAUAUGUUUUUAAAUAACGGUAGAGCAGCGGAAGCUGAAACUAUAAAACUCAURAGGGUAAGGGCACAAGUAACACAUUCUGGUGUCUCUAGGGCGCCAAACUGACGAGAAAGGCGCGAGUGGGCAAGCAAGUUUGAGCUAAAUCCUUGAUAGAAAAAGUUUAUAAUAUGCAAAUCAUUUCUUUCGUCAUGGUUAAAUAAUUACGUCACGAUCUGGAUUGUCAUUCAAAUGAAUGUUGUUGAUAUAUUCCUGUAAAGAAGUGAAUCAUAUAUGCUAAACUGACUGACAGAUCGGCCGGUUUACGAGGCGUUCAAAUCUACUGGCCAGUAUUAGGCAAAGUGACAAGAAACAUAAAAAAGGUGCUAAUUCUUUCAGAAAAAGAACACAAAAUGUCACCUUGUCAAUCUAUUGCACGUCAAUUACAUAUGUCAAGUUUGUGUUUCUCGUGAUCUGAUUGGUCGGUGAUAAUCCCAUGACCAAUCAGCGUCGAGUGCUCAUUAGCUCUUGUGAAAUGUUAGCUUGUUCCAAUGCAGCUGUGGAAAGGACCCAACAACAAUACGUGAGUUCGUCAGUAGCGUGUGAUAACCGUGAGAGGACAGUAAUGGCUUACUAUCCUUACUAUCCAUCGAGAAUGAGAGAUUUUAGAGUUAGUUCUCUGCUAGAGGGAUGUUCACAGUUUAUUCCAGGAAUGCCAGGAAGCAAUCCUUCGAUGCCAAACAAUUUGAAUUCAAACGGGCCGUAUUCUAUGUAUCCCCCGUACCAUCCGCAACAACUAACCAAGCAGCCAUCUCACUUUGGGCCAGCAACAGCUAUUGCCGCAAAUCCUCAUCCUUCUUCACAACAAAUUCAUAUGUCUGGACACGAAUCCGAGCUGGAAAAUGCAGAGCUUACGUUAGAAAACAAAGAUCUUUGGAUGAGUUUUUAUAAAGAGAAAACAGAGAUGGUUAUAACGAAGGCCGGCAGACGAAUGUUUCCUCCUAUCAAGAUCAGAGUCACCGGCCUUGAUCCUAGAGCAAAGUAUUUCUUUUUACUCGAUAUCGUUCCAGCCGACGACUGCCGAUAUAAAUUUCACAACUGUCGAUGGAUGGUGGCUGGAAAGGCCGAUCCCGAAUUGGCGAAACCGCUUUACAUUCACCCUGAUUCCCCGAGCACAGGAGCGCAGUGGAUGCAGAAAACCAUAUCAUUUCACAAGAUGAAGUUAACAAAUAACAUCGCCGAUAAACACGGCUAUACAAUCCUCAACUCAAUGCACAAAUAUCAGUCCAGAAUACACAUAGUACGAGGAGAUGAUGGCUACAAGUAUCCCGUUAACUCACCCUUCAAAACCUUUACCUUCGAAGAAACUCCGUUUAUAGCCGUAACAGCUUAUCAGAAUGAAAAGAUAACACAGUUAAAGAUCGACAAUAAUCCUUUUGCUAAAGGAUUUCGCGAGGAAGGUGCAGGCCAUCGACGAAGAAUGGAAAGAAGGCGACGAACCGAAUCGGGGAAUGACGACGAUUUCAAUGACGAUGACGAGGAUCGUAAUAGCGAAGAUGGAGCUGACAAUCUCAAAGACCAGCUUUCAAUAAACCCCAAACCAGAAAACGAUGCUGGCAGCGUUUCUGCCUCUUCUUUAGUAAACGAAGAUAAAUCACUAAUACCACUGAAAAACACCACUACCUCGUCAUGCAAUGCCGCCAUCGUGCCUUCAGCAGGAGACAUCAAACCUGUUGUACACCAGUCCAAUGAAGAACAUCAAUACGGUGCCUACAACCAUGCUCAAACCGUUCACCUUCCUGAAGAUACCAAACAUAUUCAUUUAACGCAUGAAUCCAACGAGCCUGGAAAUGUAGGCGGUUCAUUGGCGAUCCCUCCACAUCUCAAAGCCCCAACACCAAGAUCAUUCCACAUGGACAUGAGAUUCAAUCCUUACUCGAGACCACCAUACUCACUGAACAGCGUACCAUCAGGCUUCAUUCCCACGCAUGCGCAUACGCAUGGUCAUGUAUACCCAGCAUGCACUAUUCCUCAGGCUGUUUUUACUGGUUAUCAGGGAAGUCAAGGAGGGUAUCCUGCCUUUAGUGCUAGUCAGGGAUAUGGGUUCCCUGCUGGAAUAUCGACGCCAAGUAUGGUAGGAAGCUUACCAACAGAGACUCGUACAAGUUCGGAACUACACAAUAUGGAUGCACACGUUACAGACCAUGGUGGGCAUCACCAAUAAUUUAAUAUAUA